Monodelphis domestica (gray short-tailed opossum) is the source of this 1067-nucleotide messenger RNA. RefSeq names its product olfactory receptor 8D2-like. The record is from RefSeq and is a predicted model, not a curated record. NCBI's taxonomy places the organism in Eukaryota, Metazoa, Chordata, Mammalia, Didelphimorphia, Didelphidae. Gene Ontology annotation, cellular component: membrane. Gene Ontology annotation, biological process: G protein-coupled receptor signaling pathway. Gene Ontology annotation, molecular function: G protein-coupled receptor activity; olfactory receptor activity.
AUCAACAGGAAAAUGGCCACAGGAAACCGUUCUACAGUGAUGGAGUUUAUCCUUGCAGGGCUCACAGAUCAGCCAGAGCUUCAGCUUCCUCUUUUUCUCUUGUUUUUAGGAAUCUAUGUGGUUACUGUAGUGGGAAAUCUGGGUAUGAUCUUAUUAAUUGCUAUCAGUUCUCAACUUCACUCCCCCAUGUACUAUUUCCUUAGUCAUUUGUCCUUCAUUGAUCUCUGCUACUCCUCUGUCAUUACCCCUAAAAUGUUAGUAAACUUUGUAUCUGAGAAGAAUUUCAUAUCUUUUCUGGAAUGCAUGACUCAACUCUAUUUUUUCCUAAUUUUUGUCAUUGCUGAAGGUUACCUACUGACAGCAAUGGCUUAUGAUCGUUAUGUUGCCAUUUGCAGUCCUUUACUUUAUAAUGUUCUCAUGUCUCAAAGAAUGUGCUCUGUAAUGAUGUUUGUGGUAUAUUCCUUGGGAUUUUUUGGUGCAACAGUUCAUACUAGUCGCAUGGCAAUGCUAUCCUUUUGUGGAUCUCACAUUGUCAGACAUUACUUCUGUGAUAUACUUCCCCUGUUAACCCUCUCCUGCUCAAGCACCCAUAUUAAUGAGGUUCUUCUUUUUAUUAUUGGGGGAGUUAACACCUUAGCUCCAACUCUAGGUGUUCUUGUCUCUUAUACUUUCAUCUUGUCCAGUAUCUUACGAAUCCGCUCUACUGAGGGUAGAUCCAAAGCCUUUGGUACCUGCAGUUCCCACCUCAUGGCCGUAGGAAUCUUCUUUGGGUCUAUAACUUUCAUGUACUUCAAGCCCCCUUCUAGCAACUCAAUGGAACAAGAGAAGAUAUCCUCAGUAUUUUACACCACAGUGAUCCCCAUGUUAAACCCUCUGAUUUAUAGUCUGAGGAAUAAAGAUGUGAAGAAUGCAAUUAGAAAGGUUAUGGGGAAUUGAGACUUCUCCUCCGUGUCAGAAUUUCUCAGAAGAGAAAAAAUAAACCCAUGGGGAAGUUAUUCUCAACUUUUUUUCUUGGAAUCAUCUCUUUCCUGGAAAGCCAUUCUCUUUCUCCUGAGAGAAGCUGCAGU